Haliotis rufescens (red abalone) is the source of this 3093-nucleotide messenger RNA. Its product is annotated as L-2-hydroxyglutarate dehydrogenase, mitochondrial-like. Gene Ontology annotation, molecular function: (S)-2-hydroxyglutarate dehydrogenase activity; (S)-2-hydroxy-acid oxidase activity. The record is from RefSeq and is a predicted model, not a curated record. Lineage: Eukaryota; Metazoa; Mollusca; Gastropoda; Lepetellida; Haliotidae. The coding region runs from base 10 to 1395 and encodes 461 amino acids. The transcript is spliced from 9 exons.
UCGGUCAUUAUGGCUGCUUCCAUCGUAAGGGGACGGUUGUUGCAGAGUUCGCGGAUACGAUUAUGCGAAUAUUUCCCGUACUCUAGCAGUUGCAUUUGGCAGACACACAGACAUGCUAGUUCGGGUAGCCAAACCUCAGAGUAUGACGUCAUCAUCGUCGGUGGGGGCAUUGUUGGCAUGGCCACAGCAAGGGAGUUGAAAAUGAGACAUCCUCAACUUUCGUUUGCCGUGGUUGAGAAAGAAAAUAUCCUGGCGGCCCACCAGAGUGGCAACAAUAGUGGUGUGAUACAUGCAGGCAUCUAUUACACCCCUGGGACCCUCAAGGCCAAGCUGUGUGUGGAGGGACUUGAACUUGCAUACAAGUACUGUGAUGAACAUAAUGUGCCAUACAAGAAGGUUGGCAAGCUGAUCGUGGCUGUAGAGCCAGACGAGAUUCCCCGACUAGACAAACUGUACGAGCGAGGACUUGAAAAUGGUGUGAAGGAUCUUCGAGUGCUGGGUCCGAAUGAAAUCAAGGACAUCGAACCCAACUGUGUGGGCCUUAAAGCCAUCCACUCACCACAUACAGGCAUCGUAGACUGGGGAGUGGUCACCAGAGAUUAUGGGAAAACAUUUGAGAAACUUGGCGGCCAUGUUUUCACUAACUACGAAGUGACCAAGUUUGACGUAUCCAGGGAGAGUGAGGAAGGAAGCACUGGUGGCCUUCAGUAUCCAGUCACAAUAUCGGGAAAAAAUACUCAAAAUAUUGACUUGCGGUGUAAAUAUGUGGUGACGUGUGGCGGUCUGCAGUCAGACAAGUUGGCAGAGAAGUCCGGGUGUAACAGGGAACCACGGAUUGUGCCCUUCAGAGGAGAGUAUCUGGAACUCAUACCCGAGAAAUGUGACCUGGUGCGGGGAAAUAUCUACCCUGUUCCUGAUCCCCGCUUUCCGUUCCUGGGUGUUCACUUCACGCCGCGUGUGGAUGGGAACGUGUGGCUGGGCCCGAAUGCAGUCCUGGCCUUCAAGAGAGAGGGAUACGGAUACACGGAAAUAAACAUACCAGAACUAGCAGAUGCUCUUAGCUUCAGAGGCUUAAGGAAGCUGGCGUGGCGACAUUUAGGGUUUGGAGUGAAAGAAAUGUAUAAGGGGAUUUAUUACAGAGCCCAGGUUAAACAACUACAGAGAUUUGUGCCUUCAUUGAAGUUCUCUGAUGUGAAAAGGGGUCCAGCAGGGGUGCGAGCACAGGCUUUGGACAGAGAGGGAAACCUUAUUGAGGACUUUGUGUUUGACAAGGGUGAGGGAGACCUUGCUAGUCGCAUCCUCCAUGUACGGAAUGCUCCAUCACCCGCUGCUACUUCAUCCCUUGCUAUUGCCAAGAUGGUGGCCGACAAGUGUAAGGAGACAUUCAGCUUGUGAUGGGACUUCCAGGAUUGUGGGCUGUUGGUGACGUGAGGACGUUGGUGCUACCCUGUGACUGAUACAUUUAUCAGGAUGUCACCCACACGUGUGACAGGCAGCAUGGUAGAUUUGUAACCAGUAUUUAACAUGAUUGAUUCAAACUUUCAUAGUUGUGAUAAGCCAUAGCUGAUUUUAAAUAACAAUCAGUUUUGAUCAACCAAAUGUCUCAAUCGUAUUACAGGUUGGUUUUUUUUAUAAAUUUUACAUAAUUUAUGUGAUUUGUUUGAAAUUACCAGAGGUUAUGGGGAUAUUUGAUAAAGCUGGAGCUUACCAAGGUUAUUUGAAUGAUUUAUGUUUAAGAAUCAGUGAUACAAAUAGUAAUGACAUAUCUAUUCAAGAUACAAUUUCUAUUUUCAUAUAUGGUUUUAUCAAGUUUGCUUUUGUAGUUAUCUCAAGAGACUAGGAUGGGAUGAGAAUAUUAGUUGCACAUUAUGUACAACUGGGUAUGUACUAUGAAUUUAUGGGUUUUCUACUUCUAUACACAAAGGUACUUGUUGACCCUUCAUCAUGUGAGUGAUACAAUAUCAUUCACCUGAUAAAGGGGCCAGAUGUAGCCUUGAAACCAGACAAAGAGGCAAAAGGUAACUUCAAAACAUUUUUUCAACCUCAAACCGUAUCACCAUAAACCAGGUGAUUAAAACUAAGAGGCCUUAUUAUAGUUUAGGUGAUAGACAAACUAUGGAGACCUGUUGACCUGACAGUGCCAAAUAUCCCAGAUUUGAUAACAACUUCCAAUUUAGCAAAUCAAGGGUACAGAGUAGUGUCCCUUUGUACAUGACAUUAUCUACAGUAAUGCUCUAGAAGUAGAUAUUGACUAACUGGUGUUUCAAUCUAUAUACAAGGAAACUGACAAAAUAUGAUUAUGACAUGGCAGUUUGUAUGCGUUUGAACAUGCUAUUGACAGUGAACCAAGAGAUCAAUGUGCAAUAAGUUUUAUAAGGACAGUGCUCCAGUCUUGAGGCCACACCCACAAUGUGGGUUUUAGUAACUUCAAGCAAACCUUCUAGGACUGUCAAUUAGUCAGCCUAGUUUACCUGUUUUUGUAACACUUCUAUGUUACAUAUUGUAACCUUUGAAAUAAGGCACGGCAGAUCUGGCUCGAGUUUUCUGCCAACUAUAGCAACAUACAGCAGACAGAAACGUGGUGCUUGUUCCACCUUGUGGCACAUUAUGUGUAGGGCUACAUCAUGUGAGACUCGUUGACAUGAUUGAUUGCUUGUCAUUAUACCUACAGCAUUGGAACAUUGCUCAUAAUAUGGAUUACUAGUACAUGUGGUCCAGAUUUGAUUAUUUACAAGCAUGUCUGAUAUGUCUGAAAUACUGCUGACUGUGGUGUUAAAGAACAACUUAAUUGUGGUACUUCAUAGUGGAUGUCCUUAAACAAACAAAAAACGAAAACACACACACACAUAUACAGAGAAAUAUCAGUGGAAGUUACAAUGUAUGUACCACUGUAUGUAUUAUGAGGAAUAGUUAUUCAUAUAUUUGGUGGUUAUAUUUCAUGUUUUGUUAUCUUAUACCAACAUGAAAACAUUUAGUAGUACAUGUAUAUGAUAUGAAAUGGAUGGUUCCAAUUUUUGCUGCAAAUUUAAAUUUUCAUAAAUCCUAUUGCAACAUGUUAUCAAUAAAAUCAAAUGGAAGAAUGUGGUCCUCUCA